AGCCGUGACAGCUCACCGCUUUUAUGCGCCCGAAGUGGCGCGUCUGGCAGCUGCUCCACUCCUCCCCUCUCCUGAUUGGCUGUUGGGGCAGCGCCGCGCCCAGCGAUUGGCCCAAGGUUGAUCUUUCACACUUGUCCCCAGAGGAGAGAUGGAGGGUGGAGCACGUACGGAUGCAUGCCAAGCACCGUGGGCACGAGGCGAUGCAUGCCGAAAUGGUCCUCAUCCUCAUUGCCACGCUUGUGGUGGCACAGCUCCUCCUGGUUCAGUGGAAGCAGCGGCACCCUCGCUCCUACAAUAUGGUGACCCUCUUCCAGAUGUGGGUAGUGCCUCUGUAUUUCACUAUCAAGCUGAACUGGUGGCGGUUCCUGGUGAUCUGGGUGCUCUUCUCAGCAGUCACAGCUUUUGUCACCUUCCGGGCAACUCGAAAGCCUCUGGUACAGACAACACCCAGGCUGGUUUAUAAAUGGUUUCUACUAAUAUACAAGAUCAGCUAUGCUACUGGGAUCGUGGGGUACAUGGCUGUCAUGUUUACGCUUUUUGGUCUUAACUUAUUAUUCAGAAUCAAACCAGAAGAUGCGAUGGACUUCGGCAUCUCCCUCCUCUUCUAUGGUCUUUACUACGGAGUGCUGGAACGGGACUUUGCUGAAAUGUGUGCGGAUUACAUGGCCUCAACCAUCGGGUUCUACAGCGCCUCAGGGAUGCCCACCAAGCACCUCUCCGACAGCGUCUGUGCCGUCUGUGGCCAGCAGAUCUUCGUGGAUGUCAAUGAGGAGGGGAUCAUUGAGAACACCUACCGCCUCUCCUGCAACCACGUGUUUCAUGAGUUCUGCAUCCGGGGCUGGUGCAUUGUCGGGAAGAAGCAGACGUGUCCAUACUGCAAAGAGAAGGUGGAUCUCAAGAGGAUGUUCAGUAAUCCCUGGGAGAGGCCACACGUCAUGUAUGGGCAGCUGCUGGACUGGCUGCGCUACUUGGUGGCCUGGCAGCCAGUGAUCAUCGGACUGGUCCAGGGAAUCAACUACAUCCUGGGGCUGGAGUAAGGGCAGAUGGUGGGGAGCCGCAGAACCACGAGAGGACAUUGCCACCAGGGAUGUUGGCUUUGCUCCGUCACCUCUCAGGACCUUGGUCACCCCUGAGGACAGCAACAUUGGGGCCCAUCCUGCCGGGCCUAGGGGAGGAUUUUUUUAAAAAGCAAUUAUUUUAAUGAGCAUAUUUAAAACUUUCUAUUGGAGCCAAAAAGAGACGCUUGUCCCCUUUCCCUGCCCCUCUCCAGCCCUUCGCAGUGCCCUGCUGGGCUGAGCUUUGGGCUGGGGACUGUUCUCCAGCUCCUUCCUGCCGCUCUGCCAGGGGAGGCCAUGGGGAGAAGGGCCAAGGCUUUGCCGGCUCCAACGCCGGUACCCCAGAGCAGCCUUGCUGGCAGUGAGGAUGGGAUAUGGGGGCUGCGGAGGAGAGGCUGGAGCCCAGCGCCCUGAAAGAGGGGAUGGAAGGUCACCUGGCUACCCCUGGCUGCUGCAUCUGCUCUGGGCACCAUGGGUGUGCCAGGAGGAAACAAGCUGCUCUCUGGCAUGCUGAUGAUGGGCUCUGCCUUGGGGAACCCUUUUAUAUGCUCCCAAAUUUUCUGUGUUCCUCCCUGGAGGCCAGCGGUGUCCCGACUGCUCAGGGGGGGUCAGCCAAGGCAUGGAGUGGGGCCAGUGCUGUUCCUCUCUGUGCCCUGUUGGGUGAUGGUAAUGGUACAUCAAGAGCAGCCAAGAGUGGGUGCCCCUGCCCCAGGGCGCGGGUUCGCCCUCACUGGGUAUUGCUCUUGGCACUGGAAUAAAAGGGAUGGAGUGAAGGUUGGGCUGGUGCUGGUGUUUCCCUGCCCCAGCAUUACUCCAUGACAUCCUCCUGGCCAUGCUGGUACGAGCCAUGCCACAGUCCUGCUGGUGCGAGUGGCCUUGGGCUCUUUCUGGCAGUGAGUGGGGGCAAAUUCCCCAAUCCCAGGGCCAGUGGUGGUAUUUUGGCAUGUGAAGACUUGAGUCAUAUUCUCUGCGGGCACUGGGGCUGGUGGAUGGCUACAAGGCAGCUCCUGGCUCAGGGGAUUUGGGAAGUGGCCACAGUGGUGGCAUGGCUGUGGGUGCUGUGUGGGCUGUGUUCCCCCCGGGGAACCCCAGCACCCUGCUGCACCCUCUGAGUUUUCUUUUGGGUGAAAUCACAUUGCAGUGUUGUGCCAAACACCAAAAUAAGAGCCCUGGAAACGGA
Corvus hawaiiensis (hawaiian crow) is the source of this 2235-nucleotide messenger RNA. It is a transcript of the gene RNF121, whose product is annotated as ring finger protein 121. The record is from RefSeq and is a predicted model, not a curated record. Gene Ontology annotation, molecular function: ubiquitin protein ligase activity; metal ion binding. Bases 24 to 1037 code for a protein of 337 amino acids. The transcript has 9 exons. Gene Ontology annotation, cellular component: Golgi membrane; endoplasmic reticulum membrane. NCBI's taxonomy places the organism in Eukaryota, Metazoa, Chordata, Aves, Passeriformes, Corvidae.